Molecule: messenger RNA, 2227 nt
Organism: Paramuricea clavata
Lineage: Eukaryota; Metazoa; Cnidaria; Anthozoa; Malacalcyonacea; Plexauridae
Source: the annotation of a GenBank genome assembly
AUGCGUGAAUACUUUCACAGUCAUUGUGAAGGGCUGAUGUCUUGGUUGGAUGACCAGAGUAGUAAUUCGUUUGCAGCGUUUAUAGAAGGGUGGGCGUUAUACAGUGAAAAUCCAGUCAUGUCAGACGAUACAGAUGUAUACAAUGAUAAUCCAAUACAGAAAUAUGGCAUGUUCAAGUGGCAGGUAGGUCGUGAUAUUUUUUAAUGUUCUUCUUUCCCUUCUUGUUUUAAUGCGCGGGUAAUCUUCAAAUAGUAAGGAUGUGUAUUGGAUGGAGCACGUACACCGUAGAUUACAAGAUUUCUUUUGAAUCGUUCUUUGCAAGUCCUAUAAUCUUCUUAAUUCCAUCAUUCUCCAUUGUCUUUGUCUCUUUUCAGUUCAUUUAAAGAUCAGGCUUCUUUUGUAUCGACUUCCUUCAUCUCUCGCAUCAUUCUCCCUAACUCCAAUAUCUCAUCCACAAUCUCCUAAUUCCAUCACUCCAUCUUAUCUUUUGUCUUCCUCUGUCUUUUGUCUCUUUCCUUUAUUUAAAAUUCAGGCCUGCUUGUACAUCGUCUUCUUUCAUCUCUUCUAUCCUCCCCAAGUUCAAUAUCUCUUCCAUAUUAUUAUUUAUUUCAUCCCUCCAUCUUAUCAUUGCUCUUCCUCUGUAUCUCUUCCCUUUAAUUAAAAUUCAGGCCUACUUGUGUAUCUAUCCUCUUCCUUAAUCUCUUCCAUCCUCUCCAAGUCCAAUAUCUCUUCCAUAAUAUUCUUUAUUUCAUCCUUCCAUCUUAUCAUUUGUCUUCCUCUGUAUCUCUUCCCUUUAUUUAAAAUUCAGGCCUGCUUGUGUAUCGUUUUCGGUUUUCCUUCCCCCAUGUCGAAUAUCUCUUCCAUAAUCGUCUUAAUCCAUCACUUUAUCUUGCCUUUUGUCUGUUCUAAAUUUUCUAUCAUCCAUUCUAAUAAUUUUUUCUCUUCUUCCUUGAUGAUGCACGGCCAGUAACCAAAGUUUUGUAUGCAUGUAGGUUAUCGAGCAACUUGUAAAAACUUUCACUCUCCUUGUCCAAUGAAUACCAAAUUUUACAGGAGACUAACUAAACUUUCCAAAGUUCUUCGCAUUUAAAUACAUAGAAGCGUAAAUACAUGUGUGGUAAAUGUGAAACCUUAACUUUACAGAUUUGGCGAGCUUUAAGAUUAAUUAUCGACACUGGAUUACAUAGCAGAGGAAUGAAAAGGUUAGUGCUACUUUAUAUGUACGAUUUUUCCCAUUCAUUGUUCGUCCAAAUGUCCUACAAUAGAUUCCAAAUGUCCUACAUAUCGUUAACAUGACAUAUCAGUAACAUCACAUAACAUAACAUAACAUAACAUAACAUACAGUUGUAUAUCAAUUUUGAACGGAUAGAGCCAUCCAGUAUAAAGAAAGUUAGUUAUAAACGAUUAGCCUCACUAGAUAUUUAGGAAGAAUAGUAUGUAAUUGGUAAAGCCAUCCAUGCAGUAUAAAUAAAGUGUGGUUUGUUUAUAAUUAAGCCAAUUUUUCUUUCCCCGUAGAAACGAAGCAUUGGAACUCUUCGACAAAUUUGCCUGGGAUAAAACAGAUUUUGCAGUGAAGGAGCUCACACGUUAUCAAAGCUGCCCCGGUCAGGCUACGGCUUACAUGAUUGGUCGGUUAACGAUAAUGGAACUACGUGAGAAAACCAAGAGAGAAUUGGGCGAGAAAUUCAACUUAAAAGACUUCCACUAUCAAGUACUAUCGCAAGGGAACGCCCCGUUGUCGUUCUUGAGAAAAUACAUUGAGAAAUACAUAGAAUGUGUGAAGAACGAUUCGAACACUAGUCUAUGCCAAUCGAUUACUGGACCACAACAGAAAUCAACAGAGAAGUUCAACAAAGAGCAUGCAGCUCAUAAAAUGAGAUUAGCGCACAUGCACAUUAGAUCUCGUCACAGACAUUACCCGUGAAGUGUUGCCGGAAGAGUCUUUUCAAUCAUUGUUCCUAGGACUGGGAAAUCGCUAGAUAGUAUGUUUCAAAAUGUUCCGCGAGGAGACCGAGACUGUUAAAAUUUAUUUUUAUAAAAUAAACCGGUAAACCAAACCUUUCCCUAACCAGUAAAUGUCUAAUAAACAAUUUGAUUUCGCGGAAACCUUAUUUUAAAAUAUACUAUCCAGCCUUUAAGACCCGUUUACACUUGCAAUUUUUGCUGCGAUUUCUGGUGCGAUUUUCUUCUUCUGAUGUAUGUGAACGAGUCACAAGUGGAUGAAUUA